This is a messenger RNA of Theileria equi strain WA, 410 nucleotides long. RefSeq lists its product as hypothetical. The coding region runs from base 50 to 367 and encodes 105 amino acids. The record is from RefSeq and is a predicted model, not a curated record. Gene Ontology annotation, molecular function: RNA binding. The transcript has 4 exons. Lineage: Eukaryota; Apicomplexa; Aconoidasida; Piroplasmida; Theileriidae.
GGAAAUCCUACAAGUCUGCCGUGAAUUUGCAUUUUAUUUGGCAGAAAAAAUGGAUGGAGGCAAUGAGUUGAGCAAGACGACGCUCUUUAUUAGAGGAUUGGCGGAUGAAGUCGACAGGGAGAUUUUGUACUCGGCCUUCUCGCCGUUUGGGACAAUUUUGAACCUUGACAUACCAAAGGAUAAGGAAAAGGGCACAAAUAGAGGCAUCGCAUUCAUCGAGCAUCAAUCUGAACUAUAUGGAAGGGUCAUAAAGGUUGCGUUUUCGACUCACGCUCACCUCCGUCAGUCUGGCUCACAUCGGUUUAAAGCUGUGUGGGCUGACGAUCCAAAUUUCGGGCAUAAUGUACCUCAAGAUGUUGAGUUGUAAUAUACAGUCUACAGAUUGUAGCGUGAUUAAUGUGAUUAUCGCU